Ctenocephalides felis (cat flea) is the source of this 3188-nucleotide messenger RNA. Its product is annotated as rho GTPase-activating protein 92B-like. Gene Ontology annotation, cellular component: cytoplasm; intracellular anatomical structure. NCBI's taxonomy places the organism in Eukaryota, Metazoa, Arthropoda, Insecta, Siphonaptera, Pulicidae. Gene Ontology annotation, molecular function: protein binding; GTPase activator activity. The record is from RefSeq and is a predicted model, not a curated record. The transcript is spliced from 6 exons. The coding region runs from base 340 to 2838 and encodes 832 amino acids. Gene Ontology annotation, biological process: regulation of actin cytoskeleton organization; positive regulation of GTPase activity; regulation of Rac protein signal transduction.
AAUCAUGCACAAAUUAUAAAAAAAGAAAAAAUUUGCUAAUGACAAGAAUGAUAAUUACACCUUUUUGAUAAUAUUUGUUAAUAAAAGUUAAUUAUGCAGAGUACGUGGAUCGUGAAUGCGAUUUCGAGAUCUUAAGGAAUUCAAUAUAUUGAUAAACUGCUUUUAUCAGUAGAUUACAAAAAUCAAUCUAUCAUGUGUGUUUGUAAAUGGGUGGAAACAUAUUUCAAAAAUAAUUAUUUAUCUGUUUUUGUGAUAUCAGAAUACAUCUGUUGUAAAAUUAAAUUUCGGUGUUUGUAACAACACCCCUUUUAUAAAGAAAAUUGAGUGCUUUAACAAAAAAUGAGGAAACAAUUUAAUAAAGUUCGUCAGUUCGCUGAUCAAACUUUUUCGAGGACUGGAAAGUCGGAUGUGCUAAAUGAUGAUUUAAAAACAGCAGAUCAACGAGCAGAACAUAUUUUAGGAGCAGUGGGCAAUGUUGGUAAACGCAUCGGGAGUGGUUACACUCUGGUUGCUCUUGAUGCCUCAGCUAUAUCAAAACAAAACAAAAAGUGCCAGUAUUAUCAAAUAGGAAAUGCCAUGCUAGAAGCUAGCAGAGAUGCAGAGAGUUUACUUAGCAAAGUGCUCAAAGAUUGUGGUGAAAUUCAAAUGGAGCUCUCACAAAAAACAAGAGAACACAAUAGCGAAGUUGAUUUAUAUGUUUCACAACCUUUAAAAGAAGUCAUGAAUAAUGAAAUUCAACAAUUGAAAAAGCAAUUAACAAAAUUGGUGCAGGAAAGGGAUACAGCAAAUAAUAAACUUCAGGCAGCAAGACGGCAUAAUGACAACACAAAUCGUAUCACGCAACUUCAAGAUGAUUUGGAAGAACUUGAUAUGAGAGUUAAUGAAAAUCGCGAAAAGCUUGCUCAUGAAAUGUUCACACUUCUUACAAAAGAAACUGAGCUAGCCACAAAUAUUCUGCAAUAUAUUAAAUUACAAAGAGCUUAUCAUGAUGCUGCUAAACAAGCCUUAGAACAAAUUAUUCCUGAUAUUGAGCAGUUCAUAAAUGAUUAUGAAAGCAAACCAAUGUAUGGAUAUCCAUUAGGAGAACAUUUAAGAUUGACUGAUCGUAAAAUAGCAUUACCUAUAGAAUUAUGUGCUUGUGCUUUAAUAGAGCUAGGAAUUUGUGAAGAAGGCCUUUUUAGAAUAACCGCAGCUAAGUCAAAAGUAGAAAGAAUGUGUCUAUCACUAGACACAGGUUGUUUUACUUAUCCUCUUUCGGGUGAAUACUGUGAUCCACAUAUUUUGGCAGGAGCCUUAAAAAGAUACCUUAGCAAGCUUCCGGAUCCAUUGUUGACAUUUUCACUAUACCAGGAUUUUAUUGAUGCAAGUUCAAUUACUCAAGAUGAAGCAAGACUUGCAGCUAUAAAAAAAAUUGUUGACAAAUUGCCCGAGCAAAAUUAUGAAAAUUUACGUUAUCUUAUCAAAUUUUUAGCAGAACUGGCAAGAAAUGAAAAUCAUAAUAAAAUGAGUGUUCAGAAUAUUGCCAUAGUUUUUGCACCAAACUUGCUUAAAAGUAAUGAAGAUGAUGAAUUGCUGAAUGUGAUGAGUAGUGCAGCGGCCAGAACCAGUGUUAUUGAAACAUUGCUGAGGCAUGUUGAUUAUUUCUUUCCAGGUGAUGUGAAUUUUUAUAUAACUUAUACCCGGGAAAAAUUAUUUAAGGACUGUGAAUAUGGUUUUUCUCCUCGCUAUAAUGAUCAUAGAUUUUUAGAUAAUGAAAUGGAUAGCAUGUCUAAGAGUACAAUAGAUUAUUCAACCACCACCAAGAUAUCACAUUCAAGAAGUAACAGCCAUGAUACAAGUUUAAUAAUUACUGAUAAUAUACAUAUCACAAAUGAUAUGAAAAGGGCUCAAUCCAAUAGCUCACUGUCUGACCAAUCUAGUCCUCCACAAGGUAGUCCCAAACCUAUAGCUCGAAGAAAGAAUAAAUCUGUAGCUCCAUGCCCUCCAAAAUCUGUAGAUACUUCUGUAGAAAACAAACCUCCUAAACCAUUAAUUCAAUCUAAACCUCAGAUCAUUCAUCAGAAGCCAAAUGAAGGAAUAGAAGAAAUUAGGGAACAACGGAAAAGUAUGGAUACAGACCAAAAAUUAUCAGCUUACAUGCUUGCAGAUUCUAUGGAAACGAUGAACGUACAGAAGGCAACUGUUGAUAAAAUUACAAUAACAUCCGAUAAUUUGCAGCAUAAAAGUAAUGUCCACUGCACUAAUUCUGUAAACGGUUUGCAGGCCAAACCGAAGGGAGUGCCAGUAGCAGCCCCUAGGACAACUAUUACAGAAAAGUUGACGACUGCUGAUGACAAUAUGGCAAAUGUACAAUUGAGAAGAAAGCCAAAGGAUGAUAAUUGUUCCACUGACAGAGGUAGUAAACCAGCAGUGCCAGAGAGACCUUCCACCCUCAGACCUCAAAGUUUUCGUUCUGUGAAUAGAAAUGAUGAUUUUAGUAAUGCCACUUGUAGAAUAACUACUUUAGAAAGAAUUCAUACGUAUAACGUGGACAAGCAGCAAGUCUCAUUGAUUCAAGUGGAUAAAGAUGGUAGUUCUUUACAAAGAACUCAAAGCAUAGGCAACACUACAAGACCUAAAUGCGUAGUACGAACAGACAAUGAAGUUCAGAAGACUUUGGGUCAUGUUAGACAAUUAUCACAAUCAGAAGGAAAUAUACUAGAAGCCCCUCAAGAAGCUUUAGUUAUUCCUCCUUCACCAAGAGCUUUACAAAGGCCUCCAAGACCUCAGAUACCAGCCCCACCCCCUCCAUUUGGCCACAAAUCUAAAGUUGAACACAAUGAAAGCACAGAUUUAUAAAAUUCGAUUACAUGAUUUGUGUGCAUAUCUUAAGAAUGUGACUUGAAAUAUUAAUUUGCAUAGCUAAAAUUUAUGAAAUGAUUCAUUGUGUGGCAUUUUUAAAGGAUAUUGAUGCUCACAUGAAUGUUGUUGAUGGCCAUAUUUUAAUUAGUGCAUUUAGUAGUAUCUGUUUCUAUAAAUGCUCAGCCAUUGCCUUUAAUUUAUAUAUAUUGGGCUAUAUAUAUAUAUAUAUUUUCUUUGAGUGGAAUGAAUUUGAAUUCAAUUAAUUUAAAUGUCAUAAAUUAGUUACAUAAAUAUUUCUGGACAAUAUUUUGUAUUUAUUAUUUCAUGUACUAUCUUACGUACAAAGU